AUGGCCGGGAUCGGUGGACUUGGACACUUGGGUGUUCAGUAUGCUAAGGUAUUAGGUGCGAAGGUUAUUGCAAUCGAUAAUCGCAAAGAAGGAAUCGACACUGCCUUGUCGACGGAAAAGAAGGUUAUCAAGGAGCUGCAAUCUUCUUUCUAUGACUCGAAUACUGGUGUCGAUCGUGUCAUCAUCAACACAGAAGUGCGAAACUUGAUCAAAUUCUCGCGGCAGUUCUUGCGGAAAGGGGGUAUCUUGGUUGAUGUUGGAUUGCCUUCAGAGUGGCCUUUGGAAGUCGACCCCUUCGCGUUGUCGUUUAAGGAAAAGACUGUGAAAGGGCGAUUGAUCUAUACACCAGAUCAAAGUCAGGAUAUGAUCAAUCUGCAUGAAAAGCACAGAUGUAAUACUCAUAUUGAGAAGACUUAUGGGGUUGAACAGAUCAAUGAGAUGUAUGAGCAUUAUCAGAAGAAGGAUUUGCGGGGGCGUCUUUGCAUGGUAUUUUGA
Molecule: messenger RNA, 495 nt
Organism: Penicillium malachiteum
Lineage: Eukaryota; Fungi; Ascomycota; Eurotiomycetes; Eurotiales; Aspergillaceae
Exons: 2
Coding region: 1-495 (164 amino acids)
Source: RefSeq, a predicted model, not a curated record